UUCUUGCUGUCAAAUUUAUUUCGUCGAAAUUCAGAAAAUUUUAAUAAAUAAAGCACGCUGAAAGUGAAAAGACAUUAAAUUUCAGAAAGAAAUUGCCCAAAUUCAGUGUACAAAUCAAUUGCAACAUAACGAUGUAGCACACAUCAUCCAAGAAACGUGAAUGUUUAUUCGAUUGUCUCGUACAUUUUGUUAAAUUGUAAGUUUUUUUUCAUUGUUUGGUGUUGAUUUUCGAAAAAGUGCGAGUGGAUUUGUGUGAAUUUAACUAAACAAAAACAAAUGAACAAUAUGUCAAAAUGGAUACAAAUAAAAAAGUGAAUCGUCGAUCCGGGUACAAUAAUUUAGAUCAUUUAUAUUGCCAUACAAAUACCAAUGAUUCGGGAAACUAUGUCCGUUCAAAAACAUCAUCCAAUGACAUGGACAUGGGAUCGGUUUUGAAGGAAAUCAAACAACUCAAGUCAACCAUCAAUUUGCAUUUGGAUUUAAUUCAAGAUCAGAGCGAUCAACUCAUUUCCAAAGACAAACUAUUAAUGGUUUUGAAAAAGGAAAACGAUCUGCUGAAAGCAAAGCUCGAAAAAUCGGAACGUCGUAAUAAGUCAAACAGUAAGAAGGACGAAUCGCAUCAACCGAUUGUUGAACAGUUGAUGGCUGAUUUGCCGGAAAUGAAUGCUAAACAAGAUAUGUUGAAGAAGAUGUCGUCCACAUUGCUGAACAAGUGUACAUUAAAAUUGAAUGCUCUGGAAGAUGUGCUCGGAUUUGAUAUCGACAAUCCAACAGCUGAUUCCCACACUGAUAACAGUUCCUCUAACAUACCCAAUACCGGUCGUGACAGUAAUGCAUUUGUAGCCGAUAUCACCACCACCACCAAUAACAACAAUAAAAAUUCGACUAAGAAUGGCAGCAUAAUCGGAACGUCGGACGGCAAACCGAUCAGUAAAAUUGUAUUGCAGCGCGUAAUUGUUGGUGAUGUUGAAGAGCUAGCAAUCAAGUCAGAGAAGAAAGACAGUCCCGUAAAAAUUAAGUACGAAAAAUUAUCGCCGACACAUUCGCAAUUGCAUCCGAAUCUGUCAAAUUGUGUGGAAAAAUCGAUGAUAAAUUCGCAGCGAGCACAUAACGAAACCUGUAAAACAACGGACGGUGUUGUAUCGGCUAAGUCAAACCCUUCAAAUGUUAAUAAACCGGAGAGCAGUAGAAAGAAUCAUCGGAAAAAUGGUAAAAAAGAUCAUAAGUCAUCCAAAACAAAAUCGGACGACAAUGCGUCGAGACAUUCUAGAGAGGACAAAACGAAAACACAAAAGAAAAUCACCGCGCCAUCGAACCCACCAACACCGGCACCAGUCCAAUCACUAUCUCGGCCAUUACCUGCACCAUCGCCAGUACAGUCAACAUCACGGCCAGCAUCACAGUGCAAUCGAAAUAGUGUUAUGAUGACGACCGAAUUGUAUCACACGCGCGAGUGGCAAAUGGACGAAAUUGAGGUGUUAGUGAACAAACAGAUAUCGGAUUGUGGUGAGGAGGGAUUGAAUGGGGACGAAAUCAAUUUGGAAAUUCCACGUUGGUGCAUCCGCGAAACGAGCAACGGAGCAUACAGUAGCGAGGGAAUGGAAGAUUUGAGCGACGAUGUGUUUAUCAAACGGCAUGCUAGACUGGAACAUGCCGAAAAGAAGCGUAAAAAAUGGGACGUUCAACGGAUUAGAGAGAUACGGAACAUAGAGCGAUUGAAGCGGCGUCACUGUAAACCCGUUGAGAGCAACGAACAAACGGCCGAAAGUAUGACGUCUUUUUAUCCGUCUCCGGAGAACGUCAAGUAUGUCCACGUUGCGGACGAAUUGCCUGUGGUUGCAUUCGGUGAACCGAUACAUGUUCCGCAAUCGGCCGAAUUUUCGUUACCUUGGGACCAUCAAUACCGCGAAACGCCGUAUUCUCCUGCCUCACAGUCGGCAACCAUUUCAAAUACCGAUCACACGACGAUUGUUUUCCGGUCGAAGAAAAGACCCACCCGACGUGUCACAUCGACACAAUUACCAAAGGCACCGAGUAAAUCACGCUCGUCGAAACGUUCGAGACGUUAGGAUUUGACAAAAAAUUUCAAUCAAAAAAAAAGAAGAAAAAUUUUUUGUUUUUUUUUUAUUCGCUCAAAGCAAAAUUGAAUUUCGUGAAUUGUUUCUAUUUUCGACAAAAGAGGCUCAACCACUUUGAUGAUAAUUGUUUUAAAAUUUGAAAAUUUUCUCGUGGAUUUUGUUUUCUUUUUACUCAAUUUUCGGUUUUGUUUCUCAUUUGGUUAUACCAUUUCCGUCAAAGUAGUCGAUUUUCUUUCGUCUAAGGUGUGUAUGUGUGUGUGUGCGCUGUGCACUCACACACUGCGCGCUGAAGUGAGUUAUUGGGACAGUUAAACUUUGUAUAUUUGUACAAUCGUAAACCAUGGAACUUUAGGCGUUUUAUUUCAUGUAAAUUAAAAGAUGAUGACCAUAAUAAGGUU
Messenger RNA from Bradysia coprophila, 2476 nucleotides. RefSeq lists its product as uncharacterized. Gene Ontology annotation, molecular function: chromatin binding. NCBI's taxonomy places the organism in Eukaryota, Metazoa, Arthropoda, Insecta, Diptera, Sciaridae. Gene Ontology annotation, cellular component: MSL complex. The record is from RefSeq and is a predicted model, not a curated record.